GAUGUACGUCAGAGGGCCUCUGUCACUUCUGGGCGGGAAACAACGCUCGGUUACACAGAUUCUUUACAGUCCGACACUAUCGGUCAAAUGUUUCCUCUCUUGUUCUUGGCCUAUGUCGUGGCCAUCAAGGUUUUCAAGAAGACUACUCCAAAUGGCAAAGUCACCGUCUACCUUGGUAAGAGGGACUUCGUCGAUCACCUAGAGUCGGUGGAUCCAAUCGACGGCAUCGUCGUGGUUGAAAAUGAUUAUCUACAAGGAAGAAAAGUCUAUGGCCAGGUGAUCACGACUUACCGCUAUGGUCGCGAGGAGGAUGAGGUAAUGGGAGUGAAGUUCAGCAAGGAGUUGAUCAUCGCUCGUGACCAGAUCAUCCCCAUCAAGAAAGAGAAGCAGGAGACGACUCCCAUCCAAGAUCGCCUGCUCAAGCGGCUUGGACCAAACGCCUAUCCCUUCAUCUUCCAGUUCCCGCAGAAUGCUCCGAGCUCCGUAACACUUCAGCCCGGUGAUGACGACAGCGGAAAGCCUCUUGGAGUCGAGUACACCGUCAAGAUCUAUGUCGGGGAAAACGAGGAAGACAAGGGACACAAGAGGUCGUCAGUCGCUCUGGCUAUCAAGAAGCUGCAAUUUGCCCCGGCAAUGCGAGGACGCCGCCUGCCGAGCUCCCUCGUCUCUAAGGGCUUCACCUUCUCCCAGGGAAAAUUGAACCUCGAGGUAACGUUGGACAAGGAGAUCUAUUACCACGGGGAGAAAGUCUCUGCCAAUGUCAUUGUCACCAACAACUCUCGAAAGGCAGUCAAGAACAUCAAGCUCUAUGUUGUCCAACAUUGCGAGGUGACAAUGGUGAACGCUCAGUUUUCACGGCAUGUUGCAAGCUUGGAGACCCGCGAAGGCUGCCCCAUCACACCUGGUGCUUCGUUCACCAAGCAGUUUUAUCUCGUUCCAUUGGCCAGUAGCAACAAGGAUCGUCGCGGUAUUGCUCUUGACGGACAUCUGAAAGACGAUGACGUGAAUUUGGCCUCCUCCACAUUGGUUGCUGAGGGAAAAUGCCCUGCAGAGGCAAUGGGUAUAGUCAUUUCGUACUCCGUUCGCGUAAAGCUGAACUGCGGCACUUUGGGAGGUGAACUUGUCACAGAUGUUCCGCUCAAGCUGAUGCACCCUGCUCCUGGUGCCCUAGAGAAGGAAAAAGCAGUUUUGAAGAAGAGCAAGAGCAUCGAUCGUGCACGCUAUGAAAACUCUUGCUACGCCAAUGACGACGACGACAACAUUGUCUUUGAGGACUUUGCUCGCUUGCGUCUUAACGAGCCAGAAUAAAACACCGAGGAGUAUACGCUGCACAUGCUAUGAAAAGAAUGUAAAUUUAUCUACUUUUGCAAUGGAUAUGCAUCGUAGACGACUUCGCACUAUGAAUAUUCAAUUGUUGAAAUUAGUCGCACCAAUUUUACGUUUGCAAGUGAGUCAUAGAAGAUUGUUAAGUCUUUAUUCUAAUCAUGCGUCUAUUCUCAUUUUCGAGUUGACAGCUUGUAAGGGCAAAAUAUCAAAUUGCCUGGCGUAACAGUCUAAGAAUUUUGAAAUGCAAGUAUGAAAAUGUAAUCCUUUCAGAAGUAUCAACAAUCAGAAAAUCUGAUCAGAUUUUGUUGAUGUUACCACGAAUAUUCUGAAAGCCGAUGACAUUUUUGUAUGAUCUAAUGUAUAGGACGUGAAGAAAAAUUAUUGAGGGGGAAAAACGAUGCGCGAUGCCAUUGCUUGUGUGAUAUUAUGCGAUGCUUGGGUUCUUUUCAAAGCAAGCAAUGAAAAGUAAGUAGUUAUAAACCAAAUUGUAGAGUGAUAUAUCAAGUCUCGUAAGUCAAGUUAUAAUGUACAUAAAGUUACCUCAAAUAACUUGUUUACGAUAAAAUUAUUACCUAUUGAAUUAUCGAAAAAACUGAUAAAAAGAAAAAAAAACGAAAAA
Messenger RNA from Neodiprion fabricii, 1945 nucleotides. It is a transcript of the gene Arr2, whose product is annotated as arrestin homolog. The record is from RefSeq and is a predicted model, not a curated record. Gene Ontology annotation, cellular component: cytoplasm. Bases 88 to 1308 code for a protein of 406 amino acids. The transcript has 7 exons. Lineage: Eukaryota; Metazoa; Arthropoda; Insecta; Hymenoptera; Diprionidae. Gene Ontology annotation, biological process: G protein-coupled receptor internalization; signal transduction. Gene Ontology annotation, molecular function: G protein-coupled receptor binding.